UCCGCUGUGCGUUUUUGCUCCGUUCAUGGACACGUUAAAGCAUCUGGGAUGGCAUCUGUCGGAGAAGGGGAUUGAAGAAUGUAAGGGGCUAUCUCCCGGCGUGGACACGGACUCCAUCGUCAAAGUUGCCCUCAAUGGCGAUCUGCGCACCAUCGGGGACAAGUUCCUGCCGGAGGAGAUCACGCGGGGGAAGGUGGACAAGCUGCAGGGUCCGCUGGUCCUGCAGGUGGUGAAGGUGCGAAACGUCGCCGCCCCCCGGGAACAGGAGAGCUGCCAGGGAGCUCCCCGCAUGCUGCGUCUGCAGCUCACGGACGGGCACAUCUCCUGCCCCGCCAUCGAGUUCAGAGCGCUGUCGACGAUCGGGCUGAACACACCCCCAGGGAGCAAGGUUUGCCUCAAUGGUUCGGUCCAAGUCGUCAAUGGCUUCAUGCUGCUGGAAGAGUCCAACGUUCGCCUGCUGGGGGGGGUCGUCGAGCACCUGGUGGAGAAGUGGCAACUCCAGCAGAGCCUGGCACGGCACACGCGCUCCAGAGUCGGCGGAGAGGGAGGACCUCCUCCCUUCGUCCCGUUCGGCCAGCGCACCGCGGGCGACAGCGAGGACUCAGCGGAGGCGCGUCGCCAGCUUGACGCCCGCCGCAGCCUGCAGCCCGCCGCCACCGCCGAGGGGCGUGACGCCUCCGGGGACGACGCCUUCAGCAAGCAGCGCACGGCCGCAAUCGCUCAGGUCGCACGCUCCAAGGAGGCGCGGACCUUCGGAGGCGUUGGCAGCGCCGGCGGGAACUUGCUGAGCGGGGGGUCCCACGCCAGCCGGCCCCUACGGGAACCCGCUGGCCGCCAGCCGCAACGUGAGGAGCGUGGAGCCCGGAGCGACGCGCGGGCAGACGGCAUCUACAGAGAGCUGGUGGACGAGCGCUCGCUGCUGCGCAUCAUGGAGAUGGGCUUCAGCCGCGAGGAGUCGCGCGCUGCGCUCAUGGACCACCACAACCGCCUGGAGGACGCCCUCAACGCUCUCCUGCUCGCCCCGGCGCCGCCGCCGCUUGCCGAACUGGCGGUGCCACAACCGCCGACGCGAGGCGACCGUGGGGGGUUCGGCGGACGAUCUCGUGGUCGCGGCCGAGGUCGCCGCGAGGCGACGGGCGACGACGACGCGCCGGGAGCGGCGGGCGGGGGGCGGCCAUCGGCCCCUAGCACGCUGUUCGACUUCCUCAACCCCAAGAUGGAGGCCCUGUCCCUGGACGUCUCGGACUCCGGGAGCUUGCCGCGCGAGCCGGACUCACAGCCGAGGCGCCGCGGCGUUCCCGGCGUCUUCCACUUCCCUCCGGAGCACCACGGCGCCGGCGAGCGCCGGUUCGGCGGCGGCGGCGGCACCGGCCGUGGCGGAGAGACGCGCCCCGCCGGUCACGACUUGCCGCCGCGCUUCCAGCGGGAGAGGCGGCCGCCCGCGGAAGGCCGGCACUGGGUGGGCGAGGGGCGGGGGAUGCAGCUGCACCAGCCGCAGCAGCAGCAGCAGCAGCAGCAGCAUCAGCAGCAGCAGCAUCAGCAGCAUCAGCAGCAGCAUCAGCAGUGGCACCGCGGACGUCCCGGCAGCGCGGAGGAGGAGCGAGGGCAGAGCCCCCGGAGGAGGCGGACUCAUCGCGGGGGCGACGACGGUGACGACGGCAACGGCGACAGGAGGUACGCCGAGUGCGAGGCGGCCGCUGUGGGGGGGUGGGAGGAGGAGCGGUCCGGCUGGAGUGGGGCCCAGUUGGACAGAGGCCACAGGAGGCGUCAGGGACCCUCCGUGGGGCCGAGCGACGACUUUCCCGCCCUCUGGCACAACGGAGCGGCGGGACGCGGCGGCGGCGUCGGCGUCGCCCGGCCCCCCCCGGCAACCCCAGGGCCCCCCACGGCAACCCCGGGGCCCCCCACGGUAACUCCAGGGCCCCCCACGGCAACUCCAGGGCCCCCCACGGCAACGCCAGGGCCCCCCACGGUGGAACCGACGCCCGCCAGGGCCAGGCGCACAGGACCCAUCAAGCCCCCGCCGGGUCCUCGUCCACAGGGGCAGCACUUGCACGCCGGCGCGGCAGCUCCCGGCGUGCCGAUCGAGCCGUCGGAAGGACCCCACGGGAGGAGUGGCGGCUCACUGAGGACGGGGGACCCGUGCCUGGCACUCUACUGGGAGGACAACAAGAUAUUCGGCGGGGGAGCAACGGGCUCAGGAAAGUUACGAUCGGAAUAA
This is a messenger RNA of Lethenteron reissneri (Far Eastern brook lamprey), 2221 nucleotides long. RefSeq names its product tudor domain containing 3 (gene TDRD3). The record is from RefSeq and is a predicted model, not a curated record. Gene Ontology annotation, cellular component: nucleus. Lineage: Eukaryota; Metazoa; Chordata; Hyperoartia; Petromyzontiformes; Petromyzontidae. Gene Ontology annotation, molecular function: protein binding.